Ectocarpus siliculosus is the source of this 2778-nucleotide messenger RNA. NCBI's taxonomy places the organism in Eukaryota, Phaeophyceae, Ectocarpales, Ectocarpaceae. The record is from the annotation of a GenBank genome assembly.
GUAGCAACACGCUAGAAGCAGCCGGAGCCGGUGGGAGUCGUGUGUGCCGGGCUGGAGAUAAUUGUGCGUUCUCUUGUGGCGAGGCCAGGAGCUCUUGUCUAGACCGUGGUUAUGGCGAUGAUCUCCACCACGCGGCGAGAGCGCCGCCGAGCGCAGCCCACCGCCGCCGUUGCGCCCCCGCCUCGGCUGCUGGCUCUCGCGCUGCUGCUGGGAGCGGCUGGGCUUAGGGGUGUAAACGCGAGAGGCGCGGCUACGGCAGCACCGUUGGCGGGAGCGCCGACCAUGGAGCUGGUGGACGCGAGUGGGAAGCUGGCGUCGGCUAGCGAGAUCACGUCGCUGCUGAGCGGGUUCGGCGGCAAGGCAAUGAACGUCGUGGGCGUCCUGGGGAGCAAAGGCAGCGGAAAAUCGACGUUGCUCAACCAGGCCUUCGGAACUUCUUUUUCGGUGGGAGGGCCCUUGAGCCAGGGAGCACCGACGGGCGUGUCCGCGGCAAAAUGCGACGGAGUGCUCUUGUUGGACUGCGACGGGUUGGAGGAAGGGGCCGAUCCGACGGCCAUAUCAAAGGGGACGACGGCCGGACAGGCCACUGCAUUUUCGGCCGCCCUGAGCGACGUGGUGCUCAUGAACUUGUGGCGGUCCGACCUCGGGAGGAGUGUGGCAUCCAAUGUCCGCACCAUCAAGACUCUCUUCAGCGAGAAGCUACAGGAGAUCGCUGCGGCCGGCUUGACGGGAGACUUGGAGGAGGUAGACUCGUCAGCUGCGGCGGCGUUCAGACCGACCCCUGUGGUGGUGGCCGUGCACGACUGCGACCCCGGCGCGGACACGGAUGCUCUCGAGUGGGCGGUGAUGGAGGAGAUGUUGGCUGUAUGGCGGGAGGUCGACCACCCUUCCGGGGCCACCUUGCAGGAGUGCUUCGACAUUCAGGUGCUGGCUAUCCCCCACCCCCGGUAUCACGCCGUCGCCUACGCCACCGCCAUCGAGGCUCUGAAGCAGAAGCUGCAGACCAUGGAGGCGUCGACGGCCACGGCCGGUUUCCGCGACAGGGUCACUAGGGCCUGGCAGGCGGUGCGCGAUGCGGGAGCGACCAUGAUCCCAGCAAAGUCUGAGAUGGUGGCCCUCUACAAGGUGGACUCGGCGUACGGAGAGGUGAUGGGCAGUGCUGACAUGCAGCUCAAGUCCUGGAGACAGACCGUCGGGGCGGGCAGGGUCGUUGGUGACUUCGGCGAGAGGUCGACGAAGCUGUACCGGUCAUCCGUCAAGGCUUUCGACACCAAGACGGUCAGGUUUAGCACUAGCGCAACCAGGGCGACGAAGAGGGCGGCUCUGCUCUCCACCAUGGAGACGGGCAUCAAGGAGCUGUACGCCCGGCAGCUGUCGAUGCUGUGCGCGAGGGCCCUGAAGAGCUACAAGGCGGCUCUGGUGAAGCUCCUCGGGGAUGAUGUGCUCAACGAGGAGUCGGAGGCGAACGUGUUGCGUCAGACUCUCUUUUCUUUCGAGGCGGAUGCCACCUCGCUUGUGCCGGACAUGUUCUCCCUGGGCUUCGAGGACGAGUACGAGGAGCUCGAGGCAGACCUGCAGGAAUUUUCGGAGAAGUUUGCCGACUCUCCCGCCGCCCAGGCGAAGGCGGUCCAGAAGGUAGAUACGAAGGUGCAGAAGCCGAAGGGGGAGCGCAGCGUGGGCUUCGGCUUGGGACUGGUGGGGAUGGUGCGACAAGAAGGCUACGGCAACCUGCAGGGAUUCACCGGCUACAGAGCGGGCCCUCACACCAUUACCAUGGGCUACGCCAACGACGCCUCCCUGCCGGACGCUAGCGGAGGGGCCGCUGGGAAAGUUCCACUACUUCGCCUCCAACCGAAGCUGAACGUGGACAUCGAUCUCUGAGUUUUAGGCUCUGGUGCUGGCUCUGUUGUGCAAGGCUUGGUCGAAGAUAGUCGGGGGUGAAUGUAGAGGGCCCUGGCGGCCGGUCAACGUGUCCGCUGUGGUAUGUGCCUUUGGCUCGAUUUGGCUUGAUUCGAUCCGCACGAAAAAUAGUGCCCCAAGGUGCAGUGUUUGUGUUGUGGCUGUUGAUUAAGAAUGCGAGGGGUGCCUAGCGCCUAGUGCCUCCCUUGUUGCUGCCCUUUAUUCUAUCCGUCCCAACUGCUGUACCUUUUUUUUGCCUGUACCAAAAGGCUGGCGUGUGCCAUGCGUGGCAAGGUAGACUGACUCGCAAGUCCAAGUCUUCGCUCGGAGUACGAGCUGGAGUUUUUCCUUGUUUGCUUCAUGCGCUGCGGACAUUCGUCGUGUGCUAGAUGCGACUUGUCCUUGAAUGUGGAACGAUAAACAAACAUCUAUCAGACUCGGCCGACACACCGUAUUAACGAAAGGUAGCAGGCACGCGGCUGGCUUUCAGCGGGGUCAUGUGCUCUGGGGAUGGGGCUGCCAUGAAGAGAGUCGGGGAGGUGUGUGUGGGUGUUUGUGUUGGUUGCUUUGGGCUUGUCUUUUUCGUUGGCUUCUACUGGGCUUACUAUAUUCUAGACCGUGUCGUUUCGUUUUUGUUGGCGUUUGGAGGACGGGCUCCGCAGCUUGGGGGUGAUCCGACAACGCUUUAGCCGGGUUAGUCGCAGCCGCGCUCCAGUUGCAGGUUUCGACGGCACCUUUCCUGUGGCGGCCCCUUGUGCGUCCCCUGUUGCGUUGUCGUAUCGCUCGUGCCUGUACAUGCGCACGGGCGUAUGGUGGUUUUGUCCGUGGAGGAGGCGGACCCGGGGAUGCAUUAUUCACAGACAAAAAGACGUUCGUUUC